AUGGACAAGGAAUUCCCCAAAGGUUCUGAACUACGCAAGCACAAACCGAGCACCUUGAAAAAACAGUUGUUGCGUGCGGCGGUGGCGACUAUGCCCCGCAGUCCCACCUCCAGUGAGGAUGAGACGGCUCAGAGCGACUCCGACUUUUCCGACGAGUCAGGAAGUUCACACGAGGAAAACAUCUACGAGACCAUAGGAUCUCCUGGAGACCCCCCCAAAUCCAACAUGGAGGACCAGAGCAGAGACGAUCCUCAUGUCAACUCCAUGGUGAUACGAGUCCUGAUCCCAACGCUGCAGCAGACUAAAUGCAUGCGUUUUAACCCAGAUGCCACGGUGUGGGUUGCUAAGCAGCGUAUCCUGUGCACGCUGACCCAGAGUCUGAAGGACGUGUUAAACUUCGGUUUGUUCCAACCGCCGCACGACGGACGCGACGGGAAGUUUUUAGACGAGGAGAGGAAGCUCGGAGAGUACCCACAACCCCUCACCCGAGGAGUACCCUGUCUGCAGUUUCGUUAUAAGAGCCGUGUGUACCGACAGCCCAACGUGGACGAGAAGCAGAUCUCCAAACUCCACACUAAGGCAAAUUUGAAGAAGUUCAUGGAGCUGGUGCAGAGCAGUCAGGUGGAGAAGGUUUCCAAACAGCUGCAGCGCGGCCUGGACCCCAACUACCAGGACUCAGAGUCUGGAGAGAGCCCGUUGACUGUGGCCGUGAGUCUGGAGAACGCUGUGGAGAUGAUCAAAGCCCUGAAGAAUGGAGGAGCUCACCUGGACUUCAGAGCCAAAGACGGGAUGACCGCUCUGCACAAGGCCGCUAGGUCCAGGAACCUGGCCAACCUCACGACCCUCUUGGAGCUGGGUGCUUCUCCUGACUAUAAGGACAGCAGAGGCCUGACCCCCCUGUAUCACAGUGUGGUGGUUGGGGGGGACCCCGGUUGCUGUGAGCUGCUCUUAAACCAGCGCGCCACAGUCUGCUGCCAGGACGAGAACGGAUGGCACGAGGUCCACCAGGCUUGUCGUCACGGUAACGUGCAGCACCUUGAGCACCUAUUGUUCUAUGGGGCCGACAUGAGCGCUCAGAACGCAUCAGGGAACACAGCUCUUCACAUCUGUGCGCUGUAUAACCAGGAUAAGUGCGCCCGCGUGCUGCUUGUCCGAGGAGCCGACAAAGACGUGAAGAACUUCAACAGCCAGACGCCCUUCCAGGUGGCCAUUAUCGCUGGGAACUUUGAACUGGCCGAGCUCAUCAAGAACCACAAGGAGAGCGAUAUCGUGCCUUUCCGUGAGGCCCCUGCGUACUCAAAGCGUCGCCGCCCCCCUGUGGUCGUCUCGGGUCAGGGCUCCUCGUCCUCCUCCUCUCUCUCUGCUCCUCGCGUUCUCCUUCGCUCCAACAGUGACAAUAACUUGUCUGUGGGCCAGUACCAGUCUCACCACCAGCACACCCCGGAGCACCCCCCUCUCUCCCCCCGCGGGCCGUCCCACAGCGGGCCCUCCCAUCGCAGCGCUUCCCCCCUCUCCCCCCUCUCCCCCCGCCCCAUGCCCAGCUCCAAUGGACACGUGGUGGUGCGCACCAUGGGGAGGGGGGCACGCAGCCGCUCGCCCUCCCUCAGCAGGCUGGGGGAGGAGAGGAGAGGACACAGACAGCCCAGUCCGAGUGGUCGAGCAGACGGCCCGCGCAGAAAACUCUACAGCGCCGUCCCUGGCCGCCAUUUUGUGGUGGUGCGACCGUACAGCGCCCAGGGAGAGGGCGAGAUCAGCCUGAGCAAAGGAGACAGGGUCAAAGUGCUGAGUAUUGGAGAGGGGGGCUUCUGGGAGGGCAGUGCCCGGGGGCAGGUGGGUUGGUUCCCCUCAGACUGUGUGGAGGAGGUCCCUGCCAAAGCCCUGGAGGAGCGCAGCUAUUCUCGAGCGGAUCGCACUGAUCGGAGGAAACUGUUCAGACACUACACGGUCGGCUCCUACGACAGCUUCGACGCCUCCAGUGACUGCGUGGUGGACGAGAAGACCGUGGUGCUCCAGAAGAAGGAGAACGAGGGCUUCGGGUUCGUGCUGCGGGGCGCCAAAGCGGACACUCCGAUAGAGGAGUUCACUCCGACCCCAGCGUUCCCGGCGCUGCAGUACCUGGAGUCAGUGGAUGAGGGCGGUGUGGCGUGGCAGGCGGGGCUCCGGACCGGGGACUUCCUGAUUGAGGUGAACCAGGAGAACGUGGUGAAGGUGGGGCACAGGCAGGUGGUGAACAUGAUCCGACAGGGAGGAAACAGACUGCUCAUCAAAGUGGUGACGGUCAGCAGGAAUCUGGACCCGGACGAUACGGCCAGGAAGAAAGCUCCUCCUCCCCCGAAGAGAGCCCCGACCACCGCUCUGUCCAUGAGGUCCAAGUCCAUGACCUCUGAACUCGAAGAACUCGUGGACAAAGCCACUCUGAGGAAAAAGAAAGGGGAUCCGCAGAAGAGGAGGAUAAUUUUCCAAGUCACUCUAAAUAAAGUGGAGGAGAUGACACAUGCUCAGAAGACAUCUCCACUCGACACAAAGAUCGCCACCAUCAAGCCCCGCCCCACCAGCCGUUGCCUGGUAACCGCCGCCGACAUGAACUCUUUGUACCACGAUCGACAGGGUGUUGCAGUGGUGCCUCCUACUGUCCCGGGGGCGUUUCUGGGGCUGCCUGAGAAAAGCACCAUGAAGAAGCAGAAGUCCACUGAGGACGAAAAGCAGGGAUUUCUGACGCCGCCAUUGCUAAAGUUUUCUCGAAGUUUAUCCAUGCCCGACACUUCCGAAGACAUCCCUCCUCCUCCGGCCAUCUCUCCUCCAUCUCCCCCUGGCUUCAACUCUGGACCGGGAGCGAAAAACUACGUCACAACACGACCUACUUUCACCCAAAACUCGCCAAACGCUGUCACCACCAUCAACAGAGACGUUGGAACGUUACGGAGAGGCUAUUACAGGCAAAGCUCAGAACAAUUUGAAAGUACAAGGACAAGAAGUAGAGCACCCGUUCCUGAAAAUCCGUACUCCGAAGUUGGGAAUAAGACACUUUACGUUCCCGCAAAACCCGCACGAAGAAAGGGAAUGCUGGUUAAGCAAUCCAACGUUGAAGAUAGCCCGGAAAAAACCUGUCACAUACCUGCAAAUCCGUCAGGUGCCGUUUCCAUGCCAACGACCCCAGUGGAGCGGACAUGUUCGUCAAUACCGAUCCCGACCAUAAUAAUCAAAGAGCCCUCGACGAGCAGCAGUGGUAAGAGCAGUCAGGGUAGCAGCAUGGAAAUCGAACCGACAACCCCAGAGCAUCCGCCACUGAUGGCUAACGUAUCAGGCAGUGGCGGGUUGCGACCGGAUGACCCGUCUCUGAGUAACCCGUUCGCAGCAGCUAUAGCAGGCGCGGUGAGAGACAGAGAGAAGAGGCUAGAAGCAAAGAAGAAUUCGAUCGCGUUCCAGUCGAUAGAUAUGGGCGAUGAUGAGUUUAGUAGUCCCGCCCCUACGCCACGCCUACGCCAGUCUAAAUCUAUAGACGAGGGUAUGUUUAGCAGCGAUGAGAGGCUGAGACGGAUACUGGCACCUCCCACAACGCAGCUCGGGAAACCGGUAGGAGGAGGGAGCGGGAAUAUGACGGAUUUUAACACGCCAGAGCCGACGGUGGUCAGAGAGCCGCUGAACACGAGGACGGGACAGUGCCCGAACUUUGACAGUCCUGCAAGUCUGCCCUCCGCUGUACCCAAAAGCCAUUACCGCGCCAAUGGAACCUACCUCCACCCAGUCACCGGCAAACCCCUCGACCCCAACUCGCCCUUAGCUUUGGCGUUAGCAGCGAGGGACAGAGCGAUGAAGGAGCAGCAGAACCAAACUCAGGUGCAAACGCCGAAACAUGAAGUCCAGUCGCUGCCUCCAAUUCAGGCGAGCCACAAAACGGACCUAAACCAACCGCUGUUCAUCGACACCAAACUUCGAUCCGGGAUAGAGACGAGCUUCGCGGAAAUCUCCUCUACCACGAUGGGAAGAGGGAGGGGCGGGCUGAGGAGACAGAUGACGGAGCAAAAAUACGAGUCGGAUUCGGUGAGAGAGGAGAGGCAGCACCAAGCUGUGGAGGAGAGGAAAAGUGCUCCACCGGACGUUACAGAGCAAUCCAAGUCCACAGGUUUGCUAAUGGUGCACACAAUGGAUGCAAGUAAAGUUAGCGCUCAAGACGCAGAUGAUAGCAACAAGCCUUCGGAGUUGAAAGACCCAAACCAACCAGAGUCUCAGAACUCUUUAGCGCCUUUGUCCCACCCUCCUUCACGCAGACGCAGUAUUCCUCUCGGAGAAUCUUUGGAAGAACCCGUAAAACUCCCAUUCAGAAUCCCGCCUCCUCCACUAGCAUCCGUGGAUAUUGAUGAGGAGUUUGAGUUUUCCGAACCGCUCCCGCCUCCUCUCGAGUUUGCUAACAGCAUAGACAUCCCUGAUGAUCAAGCUAGUGCGUACGCGGAAAUGCUACAACAGCAGAGACGAAACGGAGGACCGCCUUUACCGCCCUACCACCACCACGCCCCGCCCUCCGUUGCUGAGCACCACAAACGGAUGGCCAAUAGCGUGGCUCCAUCGUAUCCACCGCACCCGCCCCCGCAGCCUGAUCCGGAAUCCAUCAUCGGGGAUUCGGGAAUUGAGGAGGUGGAUAGCCGGAGCAGUGGGGAUCCUCAGCACAUGGAAAGCACCAGUAACGUGUCCAGUAUUUCCACACUGUCAUCAGAGGGAGGAUUCUGCGACAGCGCAUUGGAAAAUUUAUACGCGGCAGCAGACGGUCACGCGUUUUUGGCCGAUCGACCGCCCGUUCCGCCCAAACCGAAAGGAAAACCUGUGAUCAAUCGGACUUCGCUGUACCACGACGCUCUGAUAGAAGAACCUCCAGAGGCGUACGGGGCGUCGCAGCCGGGUGCACCCCAGAAUCAGAGCUCGGUUUCGGGGACAGAGGCUCCGCGGACGCCCACCCAAAGGAGUUCCAAACUGUGGGGAGAGCCGGAGCUGCGUAGUCCCCCCUCCUCCACAGAAACAAAGAGCUCAGUUAUGACAGAGCUAAGCACGAUUCUGCACAACAUGAAUCGACCCAACAAACCUGCAGAUGCGCUGGACUCACCACCAGGGGGCAGGGCAGCCUUUGGGACCAGACCUGCGGACGACUCGGCCGCCCGCUCCUCUACAGCGGCUCUCCCCUCCUCCACCCCUCCCUCAUCCCUCCCCCCGUCCCACGUCCCUCACUCGCCCCUCCCCUCCUCCUGCACCCCUCCGGACUCCUCCCUCACCCCCUGCUCCUCCCUGCCCCCCUCCUCUUCCCCCACCCUCACGGACGUCUUCUCGCAGGGCGGCUACAGCCUCAGCUCCUCCCGCUCGCCCUCGCCGCUCACCCUCCUGCACGCCGUGACUUCAUCGGGGAAGCCCUUCGCCGCCAAGCCCGUGGAGCUGUGGAACAAGCACGACGUCGCCGAUUGGCUGGACAGUUUGAACCUCGGCGAGCACAGAGACGCAUUUUUGGACAACGAAAUCGAAGGCGCCCAUUUGCCCUCGCUGCAGAAGGAGGACCUGAUCGACCUGGGAGUGACGCGAGUCGGGCAUCGCAUGAACAUCGAGAGGGCGCUCAAACUGCUACAGGACAGAUAG
This is a messenger RNA of Periophthalmus magnuspinnatus, 5616 nucleotides long. RefSeq names its product SH3 and multiple ankyrin repeat domains 2b (gene shank2b). Gene Ontology annotation, molecular function: synaptic receptor adaptor activity; ionotropic glutamate receptor binding. Lineage: Eukaryota; Metazoa; Chordata; Actinopteri; Gobiiformes; Gobiidae. The coding region runs from base 1 to 5616 and encodes 1871 amino acids. Gene Ontology annotation, cellular component: postsynaptic density; dendritic spine; postsynaptic membrane. The transcript is spliced from 27 exons. The record is from RefSeq and is a predicted model, not a curated record.